UCCCCCGUGGCCGCGGGAGCGGCGGUGGCGGCGCGGCCCCGCGGCCCGGCCCGGCCCGCACCAUGGCCAAGCACCACCGCACGCCGGCGCGCUCCGCCGAGCCCGUCAUCGAGGUCAAGAGCAAGUUUGAUGCUGAAUUUCGCCGCUUUGCCAUGAAGCGCUCUGGCGCCGGCAGCUUCCAGGACUUCUACCAGCUGCUGCAGACAGUGCACCAGAUCCCGCGGGUGGACGUGCUCCUGGGCUACACAGACAUCCACGGCGACCUCCUGCCCAUCAACAACGACGACAACUACCACAAAGCCCUGUCCUCGGCCAACCCCCUCCUCAGGGUCAUCAUCCAGAAGAAGGCAGAGUCUGAUGCCAGCGUCUUCGCCUCCAACUCCUUGCAGCGGAAGAAGAAAGGGCUGCUGCGCCCAGCACACUACCGGGCCAAGCCUCACCUCCUCAUCGGGAUGCCCCAGGACUUCCGCCAGAUCUCCUCCAUCAUCGACGUGGACAUCCUGCCCGAGACGCACCGGCGCGUGCGGCUGCACAAGCACGGCUCUGACAAACCACUGGGCUUCUACAUCCGCGACGGCGUCAGCGUGCGCGUGGCCCCGCAGGGCGUCGAGAAGGUGCCCGGCAUCUUCAUCUCCCGCCUGGUGAAGGGCGGCUUGGCUGAGAGCACGGGGCUGCUGGCGGUCAGCGACGAGAUCCUGGAGGUGAACGGCAUCGAUGUGGCUGGCAAGUCCCUGGACCAAGUGACGGACAUGAUGGUGGCCAACAGCCACAACCUCAUCAUCACCGUCAAGCCGGCCAACCAGCGCAACAACGUCAUCCGCAGCAGCAAGGCCUCGGGCAGCUCCGGCAUGUCCACGGACAGCACCCCCAGCCAGCAGACCCCCAGCCCGGCCUCGCAGUACCUGAGCAACUACAGCACGGCCGAGAGCGACGAGGAGGGCGACCUGGUCAUCGAGAGCGACAGCGCGUCCCACUACAUCCCCGGGGGCUGCCCCAACGGGGGCCCCGCGGACGGACCCCUGCAGCGGAGCCUGUCCCCGCACAGCUCGCGGGGCUCCCUGCAGUCCCUCGGCAGCCACGACGGCAGCCCUGGCAGGGGCAGCGGACGGGAGGAUGGCACCCUCCUCACCCUAUAGCCGCAGGGGCCCGUGCCACUUGGUGGCUGGCUGGGUUCCCGCUGAUCUGGGCUGGAUGUGGACACCAGGGUGAUGAUGUGGCCAUCGGGCAGGGGUGGAGAGGGGCUGCCCGUGACCCCCAGAGCCCCACUGUGGGACCCAUUCAAGCCAGGCACUGCCCCUCUGAGCGCCCUUACCUCCUCUUCCAAGCAAGCGGGGGUUUUUAAUUGUUUUAUUGAAAUAUGCAUCAUUAAUAUAUUGCAAUGGACAGUAAAACUUUUUCUAGAAAGCGCCAUGCUUGUCCCUGGUUCAUGUCACUGCAGGGAGGAGGGGGACAGCGGGUGGGUACCCCAGCCCUGUGCACAGAAGGCAGUGCCUGGGGGCGAUGGCCUUGACCUUUGCUGCUGUGCUGGGUGACCCCACUGAGACUCAUUGUGCCUUUUCCAGGACCCAUGUCCAGGCUGUUUUGGGCAGCUGCCUGGCCUGAUGGCCUGAUGCAGUCAGCCUUGCUUGGUCCCCCCUUUCCCACCUUGUCCCUGCUGCAGGGACACUCACUAAUGCAAGGGACACCUGGUCUGGCAGCAGCACCUUGGCUGUCACUCAGCCUUGCAAAUGCUGCUAGGGAUAGUGCAGCCCCAUCCUCCUUCUUCAGCCCCAAGCUCAGGGCAGGGGUGUCCACACCUGCCCCUGCUCCUCUCCUGGGGCUCCCAGCACCCUCAGUCCCUCUCACAAAAGUGCCAAGCCAAUGUGGCACUCACUGCUGCCAAGGGCUUGUGGUGGGACCUGCAGCUCUCAGGGUCUGAAAAGCCAGCACCAACUCUCCAUUCAGAGCCUCAGGCCAGGGCAGGCUGGGAGUGCAGCAAGGGCUGAGGACACUCAUGGCACACAGCCAGGGCCCAGACAGACCAGAGAGCAGAUCUGGCAGCAGGGCUGGUUAGCCCAGGCUGGUUUUGGGCAGGGAGGUGCCCAGGGGCUGUGCCCAUGGCCCCCAGUCACUCUCAUCCAGCCGGCUCAGCCUGGCUGUGGGGUUUGCCCUGAGGUGGCCCCAGGGGCACAUGGGGUGAUUUUCCAGUUGGCAUCUCACCUCCUCCAGCCCUCGAGUGCCAAAAUACUCCCCACGCCUUGGCAGCAGCGUCAGCCCUGACAUCCCAGGGCACUGCAGUGUGCCAGGUGGCACAGGCAGGGCUAGGAUACUCCACAAUAUCCCCACCCCACAAAAUCCUGCCCUGCAGAAAGGCAGCUGCUUGGGGUAUCCACACACAGCAUCCCCACCCUGUGCAGCAAAUGGGGAUGGAGCAACAGCACAAGCUGCAAGAAGGGAAAACCAGAUGGGAUUUCAGGGGAAAAAGUGUUCCCCAUGAGGCCAGCAUUGUCUGGAGACAGAGCCCCAGCAAGGUGAUGGGGAAAAGCCCCUCCCUGGAGAUUCUCCUAAUUCAGUUGGAUGUGGCUCCAAGCUGUGGCACCGUGCCCCUGCUGAGCAAAAGAUGCACCAAGCCCUCCAGCCAUCCCUUACAGCUUCUUCAUGCAGCAAGAUCCCUGCAAAGGUCUGCACAGGUUCCUGCAUGGCAUCUGAAGGUAAGGCAGCAGUGAGCUCACCUAUGUGAUGGCACCUUCCAGCCCUGUCCUGCCAGCCUGUGGAUGGAGAUCCAGCAGGAUUUUGUACAUUCUCCAGU
This is a messenger RNA of Pyrgilauda ruficollis (rufous-necked snowfinch), 2788 nucleotides long. RefSeq names its product par-6 family cell polarity regulator alpha (gene PARD6A). Gene Ontology annotation, cellular component: nucleus; apical plasma membrane; cell cortex. Gene Ontology annotation, molecular function: protein kinase C binding. Lineage: Eukaryota; Metazoa; Chordata; Aves; Passeriformes; Passeridae. Gene Ontology annotation, biological process: centrosome cycle; establishment or maintenance of cell polarity; regulation of cellular localization. The record is from RefSeq and is a predicted model, not a curated record. The transcript is spliced from 3 exons. Bases 63 to 1136 code for a protein of 357 amino acids.